This is a messenger RNA of Paramisgurnus dabryanus, 1304 nucleotides long. RefSeq names its product growth arrest-specific protein 1. The record is from RefSeq and is a predicted model, not a curated record. Gene Ontology annotation, biological process: regulation of cell cycle. Lineage: Eukaryota; Metazoa; Chordata; Actinopteri; Cypriniformes; Cobitidae.
UUAACGUUUGAAUGAUAGAUAUGGAGAGCUGCUGCCUUCGCGUCGCGUUUCUUCUCGCGUCUUUAUUGAUGCUCGAUGCGCAGAUGCUCUGUUGGCAGGCGCUUCUCACGUGUCACAGAGAGCGAGACUGCGAACUCGCGUAUGAUCAAUACCUCACCGCGUGCGAUGCGAACAUCCGCGGGGACCGGGGUCACUGUCCGAGCCACUGCAUCAGCGCGCUCAUCCGACUCAACCAGACCACCGACGGGCCGAACUUGGAGAACUGCGACUGCGGGAGAGACGCAGAGUGCCUGCGCACCAAACGCGCUAUCGAACCGUGUCUGCCGCGAACGCAUCCCGGUGGCGCGCUCGGGAUUGGCUGCACAGAAGCGCGGCAGCGUUGCGAGGACGAGCCUGGCUGUCAGUCGUCUCUGACGGCUUAUCUUUCCCGUUGCGGUCAGCUGUUUAACGGGAGAAAAUGUUCAUCCCGGUGUAAAGCGACUAUAGAGGAGCUGCUGGUCAUGCCGAACGGGAUGAUGCUGAACGAAUGCGUCUGUGAUGGACUCGAGCGGCCUUUCUGUGAGGUGGUCAAACAAAACAUGUUGAGACUUUGCUCGAUUGGAGGGUUUUCUGUUGACCAUGAUGCCAUGGAUGAUAUAUACGAGGACGAGGAUUAUGAGACGAAAGCAGAGAGAGAUGUGACGGACUCGUAUGCGGUGAUGUCCACGUGCAGUGCCAUCGCUGGUUCUCGACAGGUGCUUUUACUUUGCGCAUUGUUUGCGCUCAUCUGUGUACUGUAGGCAACACUCAAUGGAUUGAAAAGUGUCCUUCUCAAACCCAAAGGCCACUGAUGUUUGUCCAGACUGAAGGAUUUUGCAAGACACAAACUCACUGCAGUCUUUUGAUUGGAUUUCAUCACGACACGACUUUUCUGUGGUGCUUCAAGUCUCUUUAUUCAGUAAGAUCUUUGACAAACGAUCGGCUGUGUGUUGCCAGCAGUCUUUCAUUGUCCCCACAUCACACUUCAAAUAUUUGCAGUGUGUGUCCGCUUAAAGGAGUUUGUGUUGGGAUCAAGUGCUUCAUUUAAGUGAAGAGGCUCUUCAGAAGCUGUUAAACACUUUCACUCCACUGCUGGCUUCUCCUGGUGUCAUGAUUCAAUGAUGCUCAUUAAAAACAAGUCUGGUGUUGGUCUAUAGUCCUGGUUUUAGUGCUGGUUUGAUGCUAACAUGUGUCAACACAAGUUUUGCAUCUUAAACUGCUGAUCACGGACACUGAAGUUUCUGUCUGUAACUCAAGCAGUUCAAUAUUAAAGGACGGUCAUACUU